AUGGUUUGCUGGGCAGGAGAAGCAUUCAAAGUUUCAGAAUUUCAGAAGGUGUAUGAACUUAUAAAGCAUACGGAUUGGAGAUGCUGGGAUUAUUUGGAGAAAAUCGACCGCAAAUUAUGGACAUGUUCACAUUUCGACGGGGAGAGAUAUAACAUGAUGACUUCAAACAUUGCUGAAUCUUUGAAUCAUGCACUUCUGCCCGCGUGUGAUAGUCCUAUAAUGGCACUGCUAGAGUUUAGCCCCCGGAUGUUGAUUAGAUGGUUUGAGAGCAGGCGCUGCGACAUCACAAAAAUGAAGGGGAUCAUUCCAAAGGAAAUCGAAAAGGUACUUGUUGAACAGUUAGUGUUGUCAACUGGCUAUCUGGUUUUGUCAUGUUCAACUUGGGAGUUCGAAGUUACACAUAAACCAAGUGGAUACAGUUGCACUGUUGACCUGGAAAAACGAACUUGCUCGUGCCUUGAAUUCCAGAUGCUUGGGUUGCCAUGCCGAUACGCCAUAGCGGCUACUUCUCAUCAUCCAAAGGAUGUUGAUGUUCCCCCUGAAGUGUUGAAGGUACAGCUUUAUCCACCAACUACCAAAAGAUCAAUGGGAAGGCCAGGUGUUAAAAGGAAACUGUCAGCCGGAGAGGUUCCGGAGGGGCCGAAGAAAAAGAAGGCGAAAAAGUGUUUCAGGUGUUUCAUGGAGGGUCACAAGAAGACUUCAUGCAAGCAAUCCGUGCCCUGA
Messenger RNA from Brassica oleracea var. oleracea, 723 nucleotides. RefSeq lists its product as uncharacterized. The record is from RefSeq and is a predicted model, not a curated record. Gene Ontology annotation, molecular function: zinc ion binding. The coding region runs from base 1 to 723 and encodes 240 amino acids. The transcript is spliced from 3 exons. NCBI's taxonomy places the organism in Eukaryota, Viridiplantae, Streptophyta, Magnoliopsida, Brassicales, Brassicaceae.